UUUAUCGAGUAUUUGUUUAUUUGAGGAGAUUGGGUAUGCAAUGCAUAGUAACCAAGCAAACGUAUCUUUUGUAGGGAAUUUAGAAUCGAGUUUUCUCGAUUGUUUUAUCAAUAAAUCGGACAUUAAACUGUGACCGGGAAAGUAAUUUAAUGCAAAGAUGACGGAAUCAGAUCUAUUUGAAUACAAUCAACUUUGCAAUAACAUUCAACAUACCGAUCGGUCUGUGCGCCAAAAUUCGUUGAAGAAACUUUUAGAACUAUGCUCGUCCAAAAACACUGAACAGGAGGCCGCAAUUUUGUUCGACCAUUUCCACUUGCACAUCAUCAAAUGCUAUGCCGAUAAAUUUGAAAGUUGCCGAUGUCUGGCAGUGGAAAUAAUGUCCAGUCUUCUUGAUACGUUGCCGGACAAUGAAUUUUACAUUGACAUUGUCGUUCCGGUGAUAGCUCGACGAGUGGGACAGAAGGAGAUCAUCGAAGAAAGUGAGGAAUUACGGCUGCAGUUGGUGCAACAGUUGCAGCAAAUAAUUGAUAAAUUUCCGGCUAAUGAACUGAAGGGGGACAGACUGAAGACGUCCUACAAUGACAUAAUCGAUGUUCUGCUCAAAACUCUUCGUGAUCCUUAUGUUAACAUACAAAGGGAAUGCUGUUCCAUGUUGAAAUCAUUGGCCAAUGCCACACCAAGCUUCCACUGUCGUGCUGAAAGUCUGGCAGAUCCAUUAAUUGUCCUACUGAAGCAUCGUCAAUGGUUGAGUAGAGCAGCGGCUUUGUCUGCGCUUGGAGUCUUGGCCGUCAACAUUCCAAACGGCGAAGCGGUCGUAAAAAUUAUUGUCAGCGUCUCGCCAUUGCUAAUGGAUUCGAUGCCACAAAUACGCAAAGAGUGCGGACUGGUUGGAUGCCACUGGUUGUUGAAACUUCGUGACAGAUAUUCGUUCUUCGAGAGAAUCAUUCCUUUGGUGUUGUGUUGCCUGAAUGAUGAUCAUCAGUACAUUCGUGAUGACAUACAGGGCUUGUGGGAGCAAUGCGGCCGACAAUAUUUUAAUGAAAAUGAAAACGAACUCAGCAAAAUCGAGUUGGUCGAUUACCAUCCAGUCAAAUAUCCACCUGGAGUGCAACGACCAACGCUAGGUUGUCGAGCUGUUGUGCAGCGUAGUCUGCGCGUUACAUCAAUCAUUUUAAAGGAAAUUAUUGAUUGGAAGGAGGAGGUGCGUCUGCACUCGUUAAAGCUUCUUUGGCAAGUGGUUUUGCACAGUGAGAAGGCGUUCACCUCUAAAUUCAUCGAAAUUCUUCCGACAUUAUCGAUGAGUUGUAUGGAUGAAGUGCUGCCCGUUGCGAACGAAGCGAUUAAAGUGGCUGAACUUAUCGGAAUGCUAAUGGACUAUGAUUCGUGGAUCGGCUUCGCUCUAGAAGGUUUACAGAAAACUCCUAAUUUGGGCGUACUGAAAUGCUUUGCUGCGCUGUAUACAGGGGCCGAGAUUGACAAAGCGAAGGAUUUACAUCGAAUCGCAACUAUUUUACUGGACACCAACAUUUGUCAUUCGGUCAAUUCGAAAUAUCAGGAGACAUUGUUACGCUUCGUCGAUUUAUUGGUCGGACUGUUUCUAAAUCGACCAAUCGAAGCCGAUGCUCAGAACCUUUCCUUGAGCGAUGCGAAAGGAACGGAAGAGUGUCUGUACACUAUUAUAGUCAAGAUCACUGCAUUGGCAGAAGGCAAUGAAAGCCUUCAGGAGCUCGGCAAAGAAAUUCUUGUAAAAUUGGCCGGAGAUACGUUGACUGUGCCGCGACUGCAUUCCAAAUACAUGGGACGAGUCAUUGAUUCAAUCGAAGAUUUAGACUCUGAAAAUUCCGAGCUGUCGGAUGUCAUAAUUUUACUUCAUGGCUUGAUCAUUCUCGGUGGCUUUCAGAAGGAAUACUUAGAAUCGAUGAAGAAAGCCAUUGGUUUAAUUUUGGACCAUGCAACACCGAGUGCAAAGAUCAAAAUUUUCGCUGCCAUCUCCAAGUCAAUGCUAAAUUGGUCAACAACGGUUGAUCUGCCACAAAGCGAAAGCUUCGAAUUGUUACGCAAAUUCGUUACGGACAUCAUUGAACCGACAUUGAUUUGGAAGGCCGGUCGUAACUCUGAAUCGUUGAGGGCAAUGGCAACGACUGCCUUAUAUUCAAUGUCCGAGGGUAUCGGCACCAAAUGUCCCAUUUUCCCCGAACUAGCCACGUCGUUCGUUUCACUGAUUGAGGACCACAAUGUUGUUACACGAGCGUACGCUGUCCGUUGUAUGAAGAACAGUACCGCAUUUCCAAUGGAGCAGCUCAAACCGAUCGUUUACGCCAUUCUGUCACGAUUGGAUGACCCUAGUGCUGAGGUUCGAUUGUAUGCUGCCCAAUGUAUCGGUGAACUCAAACUGAAAGUGGAUGCGGCCACUGACACCGAUUCCUGGAAGAUUGUAGCGAAGCACGUUUUCGAUAGUUUGAUAUUGCAUCUGGAUGGACCGGAAAUCAAUUUCAGGAAAACUUUGCUGGACUCUAUGGACAAACUAACGGAAAAUGAAACGAACGCUGCCGUAUUUCGAUCAAUUAUUGCACAGUUGCCGGCGUCUCAUCCGUACCUUAAAGAAUUACGAGACCUGAGCGAAAAAUGAUCCGCCUUGAAUUGUUUCUUAUGGAUUUGUGUUGAUUACACUGCAAGAUCCAA
Bradysia coprophila is the source of this 2682-nucleotide messenger RNA. RefSeq names its product Dynein axonemal assembly factor 5 (gene Dnaaf5). Gene Ontology annotation, molecular function: dynein intermediate chain binding. The record is from RefSeq and is a predicted model, not a curated record. Gene Ontology annotation, biological process: outer dynein arm assembly; inner dynein arm assembly; cilium movement. Lineage: Eukaryota; Metazoa; Arthropoda; Insecta; Diptera; Sciaridae. Gene Ontology annotation, cellular component: cytoplasm.